Messenger RNA from Ochlerotatus camptorhynchus, 1860 nucleotides. RefSeq lists its product as uncharacterized. NCBI's taxonomy places the organism in Eukaryota, Metazoa, Arthropoda, Insecta, Diptera, Culicidae. The record is from RefSeq and is a predicted model, not a curated record. The transcript has a single exon. Bases 1 to 1860 code for a protein of 619 amino acids. Gene Ontology annotation, molecular function: nucleic acid binding; zinc ion binding.
AUGAUACAUUCGUCCACGGAGAUAUCGCAGGUGCAGAAGUUCCAUUACCUCCGGGCUGCCCUGAAGGGAGAGGCAGCCAACUUGAUCCAGUCGAUAACGAUAACGGCAAGUAAUUACGCUGUCGCGUGGGAGACGUUAAUCAAUCGUUACUCGAACAAGGCCAUUCUCCGAAAAAAAAAACACAUCCGAGCCCUGCUCAAGUACCCGAAGAUCCAGAGUAACACCGUGGAAGCGCUUCAUCGAAUUGUGGACGAGUUUCAGCGCCACACCAUAGUUCUGGAACAACUUGGUGAGCCAGUCGAGCAGUUUAGUUCAAUCCUCAUCGAGUUGCUCGAGGACAAGUUGGACGACGCUUCGCUUACAGCAUGGGAAGAAUCGAUCGCAACGGAGGAACACCCUACGUACUCCAAAAUGGUCGAGUUUCUGCAGAAGCGAGCGCGCGUACUUGAGACGAUUUCUAUCAACCGACCGCAGCAUGUUAAUCCCAAGUCCGUUAAUCAUCCUUCAGCUCCGAAGAAAUCAAACCAGCCCCGAUUCAGCGCAAAUGCAGCAACUGAAAUUGCAGCAAAAUCGUUCCCGAUGUGCCCUGCUUGUGAGAGGCAGAAACAUUCCAUUUUCGAUUGCUCCGUUUUCAACGGUCUGGACUCGAAAGGUCGUAUGAAGGUGGUUACGGACAAGAAACUUUGCAGCAACUGCGUCCGUAGUGAUCACUUUGCCCGCAACUGUCGCUCGAAGUAUUCAUGCAAGCAUUGCUCGAAGCGACAUCAUUCGAUGAUCCAUCCGGGGCCAUACGAGCUCAACUUGCCAACCACCAAUGAAAAUUCAGUAUCUGAACUUGCCAAUCCAGGUUCUUCCACUAUGCUUGCCGCCGUUUCCGCUGUUCCCGUAAACGAACCCCCGUCCUCGAUGGCAGUGGCUCAAUCAACCAGUGUUCUCCUGACCACCGUAGUCUUGCUGGUAGUAGAUGCGUACGGUCAAGAGCACAUCGCCCGUGUCUUGUUGGAUACUGGAUCCCAACCGAAUGCGAUUAGCGAGCGUCUUUGUCAGCAACUUCACCUUAACCGUAGGUCUGUUAACGUGCCGAUCGCUGGCGUAGAUGGGACCGUUACGAACGCCAAGCAUGAAGUAUCUGCCGAGGUUCGAUCACGUGUGUCCGACUUUCGUGAGGUGAUUGAUUUCCUGGUAUUGCGGAAAGUGACCAGCGACACUCCAUCCGUACCGUUCAACGCAUCUGAACUGAAGCUUUCCAACGAUCUUCCACUGGCGGAUCCCGACUUUGGCACACCUCGUAGGGUGGACAUGAUCAUUGGAGCUGCUCACUUCUUUUCCUUUUUGCGGAAUGGACGGUUCCGCCUCCCAAGUCUCCUAUUCGUCGAAACCGUGUUUGGGUGGAUUGCCUCUGGAAAGAUCGAUGAGUCCAGCGGUAAUUACCAUCAGCCAAUAGCAACUUGUCAUGUGGCGACAGUUGUACCGGUUGAUGAACUGCUGCAGCGAUUUUGGCAGAUCGAGGAAGUAAGCGGCUCAAAUUACUCCGUAGACGAGCAGAAUUGCGAGGAUUUCUAUCAGCAGACAGUUUCCCGAGAUCCUACCGGACGAUAUAUCGUUCGGAUACCCAAACAUCCCCAAUGUGACCAGAUGAUUGGGGAAUCUAGAGCCAUGGCAAUGCGGCGUCUACAGUGGUUGGACAAGAGGCUGCAAAAGGAUGAUGAAAUGAAGGCUCAGUAUUACGCGUUCAUGGAAGAAUAUAUCAGUCUCGGCCAUAUGGUUCUCGAUCCCCAUGACGAUAAUAAUGGAUCAACCAAUUGCUACCUCCCGCACCAUCCCGUGGUGAAACAAUCGAGCACGACGACCAAGGUUUGA